ACAAUGACCGCCAGAGCCUCUGCGACAGUGUGCGCAAGGAUUCGACCGCCUUCGUCCACCAUCAUCAUUUUAUUGCUCUUAUCCUCUGCGUCAGCGUACGCAAGGAUCUGAUUGUCCUUUCAUCUUCAGACGCACUUGGUUUUAUCCUCUGUGCCAGGGUGUGCAAGGAUACUCCAGAGACAAAAUCGCCACUCUUUUAUUUCAUUCAUAUCGUUCAUUUGUUUUGUUGACAAUGAAGGGGUUUGUAAUAACUCUGGCGACGCUGGUUCUGGCUGCCGCAGGCCAGAAGCACGAGUGCGAGCGACCGUGCAUACCCGGAGACACGCGCACGUGCAUGUACGAAUUCAACAUCAUAGAAUACCAUACGCUGAGCCGCGCUUGCUACGACUGCCCCAACACCCUGGCUGACUGCGCGCGCGAGGAGUGCGUGGCUGCGGAUGGCGUCUCGCGGCCGCUCCUCGCCGUCAACCGCCAGCUCCCGGGACCGGCCAUUCAGGUGUGCGAGGGCGACCGCGUGGUGGUAGACGUCCACAACUCGCAGUUCUCUGACACGGAAACCAUCCACUGGCACGGACAACACAUGCGGGGCCACCAGUACUACGACGGCGUCCCCUUCGUCACCCAGUGCCCCAUCAUGGGCUCCUUCCGCUACGACUUCCCCGCGGCCACGCCUGGCACUCACUGGUGGCACUCGCAUACAGGCCUCCACCGCGCGGAGGGCAUCUUCGGCGCCUUCGUCGUGCGCCAGCCGGAGGACCCGCUUCUCGCCGCCUACGAGAUCGACUCCCCCGACCACGUCAUCGUCAUGCACGACUGGACGCACAUGUCUGCCAUGAACAAGUUCCUGGGGCGCCACCACAGCGUCCUCGACGACUACGCCAGGGUCGUCCUCGUCAACGGGAAGGGCAGGAACUACGCGGCGAAGUUAGAGGGCGUGGAGAUGGUGAACACGCCCCUGGAGGUGGUCACCGUGACGCCCGGCCUGAGGCACCGCGUCCGCCUCGUCAGCGCCACCAGCCUCAACUGCCCGAUCGUCGUGAGCGUCGACGACCACAGGCUCGUCCUCGUGGCCACCGACGGCUCCGAGAUCGUUCCCUACGCCACCGACUCGCUCGUCAUCUACUCAGGAGAGAGGUUCGACGUCGUGCUCGAGGCCGACCAGCCCGUCGACAACUACUGGAUCCGGUUCACGGGACUCAUUGACUGCGAGCCAUUCGAGAGCGUGCAAGGCGCCAUUCUCCGUUACGAAGGCGCCCCUGAGGAGGAACCGGCGGGCGCUCUGACAUACGACCCCGCCUAUCCACCGGGCACUGUGGUGAAUCCCCUGAAUUCCGCGGGCGGGGCGAACGAGGUCACCAUGACUGACCUCGACGCCCUCACGCCCUCGACACUUCCUCCUGAGGUCGACAGGCAGUUCUACCUGGCCUUCGACUUCAGCCAAGUCAACAACUCUCUGCUGUACAACCCUGAUUUGUACCCUUACAAUGGAGUGUCGGAGGAAUGGCAGGUGAACACGCCGCAGCUGAACGAACUGAACUUCGUCUUCCCCCCCUCCCCCCCGCUCUCCCAGCCCGAGGCCGCCAUCCCCAGCCUCUGCCGCUACGGAGAGGAAGUGUCUCGCGACUUCUGCCGCUGCACCUACCUGCUGGAGGUGGCACUCGGGGAAACGGUGGAGAUGGUGCUCGUCGCUGAGGGCCAGAUCGGGGACGAGAACCACCCGUUCCACCUCCACGGCAACAAGUUCCACGUGGUCGCCAUGGGGAAGCUGGGCAGCGCUACGACGGUGCAGGAGGUGAUGGACCUGGACGCUGCAGGAGGCAUCACGAGGAAACUGCAGGACGCGGUCGAGAAGGACACCGUCACCAUUCCCGACGGAGGAUUCACCAUCGUCAGGUUCACCGCGGAUAACCCGGGCUGGUGGCUGAUGCACUGCCACCUGACAUUCCACUCCGAGGUAGGAAUGGCAGCUCUCCUGCACGUGGGGCAGGUGGAGGACCUCCCCCCCGUCCCCGCCGGAUUCCCGACUUGCGGACACUUCAUGCCGGAAAUUUGAAGGAUGACAUGUCCGAGUUAGAAAAGGAAAGAAAACGGCACCUUCUUGCUGGUUUCUCGUGACGCCCGUUUCUCUUCAGUUGACUUGUAAUUUAUUUAUUUAUUUUCAUGGCUCUCUUUCUCUUUAUGCUUCCAUUCAUCUUGCAUUUCUGUAUUGAUUGAUUUAUUCUAUGCCCUUCAGUAAUUGUUUUAUGAUCUCUAAGAUCCCUUGGUUUAAAAAAAAUAGAAAAUGGCAUGGAAUAUUUUUUUUCCCAAUAAACAUUUGCACUGCAAA
Molecule: messenger RNA, 2326 nt
Organism: Penaeus vannamei (Pacific white shrimp)
Lineage: Eukaryota; Metazoa; Arthropoda; Malacostraca; Decapoda; Penaeidae
Molecular function (GO): oxidoreductase activity; copper ion binding
Source: RefSeq, a predicted model, not a curated record